UACACAAUAAAUCAACCGCCAUUAAACAACACAAGAAGAAGAAGUUGUAGCAGAAGAGGAGCUAUUCACUAUAGCACUCGAAUUAGUCGAUGUGGGUCAUUUUGGUAGAAAUUUUUGUGUCUUUUUAAAUGUUUGAACAUGGAGCAGAAGUUAGCAGAGUUCAGAGUCCGGAGGAAAGUCGAGAAGCAAGCAACGAAACCCGGAAAUCCACCUGAAAGUUGUUGCCCUGAGACGCACACAGCUACGAAUGACGUCACCGACGUCACCAAGUCCACGGAGUCAAACCUGAGAGUAAAAAAGGAAAACAGAGACUGGUUGCUGGACAGUGCUGUGGGUCGCUGGCUCGGUGUGCAGCGUUUGGCUGUUACGAAUCUGACCAUGCUGAAGGUGUUACUGUGGCUUGUGUUGCUGGGUCUCUUCUCUGAGCUGGACUUUGGGCUGCCCUUCUUUCUCCUGUCUCUGUUUUACUGGCUCUAUGAAGGUCUACGGAGUCCAGUGGAAAGAAGGCCUGGUGAGCUGAGUGCCUAUUCAGUGUUUAACCCCGACUGUCAGCCCAUCCUGGGCACACUGACUGCAGAACAGCUGGAGGGAGAGAUGGGUUACAGACCAUUAAACAACAGGGUGAAUACGUAACACACUACCGACAAACUCUCAGACUGGCUUCAGUAUAAACAUGGCUGAAGUUUGGAUCGCCCUAUAGAAAGAUAUAAUGUAUUUUGUCUUGCCAAAAACCACACACACGUGUAACACAUUCACAUUUUAUUAAAUGAAUCAAUUUAAGGAAAUUAAUGAAGAGCUCUUGAGUAUUAGGUGAUAUCCUAUACUAAGCCUUCUUGUGCCAAAGUUAAUUUUAACUAAGUUAGGUGUGUGUAUACGUGGCAGUAGUUUGAUGAUGAUUGAUGUUUAAUGAUCAUGAUGUUUAUUAGGAUAAAAAAAAUAAUAAAUCUAAUAUUUUAACCCUUACAUACAUCAAUUGUGACAACCAAAAUCAGGUUUAUUGUUGUUAUUUUUCUUUAAAGGUAAAAAAUAAAAAACUAUGGUACUUGAUGCAUUUGAACGUUCUAUAUCAAGUAAUAUCCUACUGAAGAGAGCACACGAUUAUUUGAAAAUUAAGAACAUCGGUCUGAUAUCCAGUGUCAAUAUUGGUCCCUGUAACAAACGGAGCCUGGAAUUUGGAAAAGAAAUUUAGUUCUGGAUCUGGAAAUAAGAUAUAAAGAGAGUUUUGUUAUGGUUGAGUUGAUAACAUUUAUACUUUAUUAUAUUUACAAUGCCCGUCAUUAAAAAAACAAAACAAAAAAAACACAUUUUAAAACUCAGUAGUUGUAACAAACUUCAAAGCUGGGCAAGGAGGAGGCACAAACCGGCUGAAUGGAAAUGUAAUGUUUAAUCAUAAAUAGAACAUAAAUCACACGUGCAUCUCUCUUGCUCUCACUCUCUCUCUCUCUCUCACACACAGCUGCUCCUUUAUCGCUCUCUCCCACUGAUUAUUAGAGAACUCGGUGGCAGGCGUGUGUCCUCACAGCCUGGCCUCUCCCUCCACUAGUUUUUCAUAGAAUGGGUAUCAGUAUCAGCUGAUACUCAAUGUGGUUUGGAAUUAGUAUCGCAAAAGAAAGUUGUAUCACGGCAUCUCUACAUACGUUUACAUGUGAAAAAGACGCAUUGUUGUUUACUUUAUUAUUUACUUUUUACUUUCAUACUUGUGUGGUAAAAAGAUUCCAAAAACACUGUGAGUUGUGCUGGCUGAGACGAUCUGCAACUGGUGUUGCGAUGUCCAGUUAGUAUAUUCAGGUCUGAAUACUUGUUAAUAUUUUUUGGAUUAAUAAAUAAUUAAAUAAAUAAAUAUUG
Messenger RNA from Ictalurus punctatus (channel catfish), 1845 nucleotides. RefSeq names its product SAYSVFN motif domain containing 1 (gene saysd1). The transcript has 2 exons. The record is from RefSeq and is a predicted model, not a curated record. The coding region runs from base 139 to 633 and encodes 164 amino acids. Lineage: Eukaryota; Metazoa; Chordata; Actinopteri; Siluriformes; Ictaluridae.